Molecule: messenger RNA, 6827 nt
Organism: Procambarus clarkii (red swamp crayfish)
Lineage: Eukaryota; Metazoa; Arthropoda; Malacostraca; Decapoda; Cambaridae
Product: pre-mRNA cleavage complex 2 protein Pcf11
Biological process (GO): termination of RNA polymerase II transcription
Cellular component (GO): mRNA cleavage factor complex; cytoplasm
Molecular function (GO): RNA polymerase II complex binding; mRNA binding
Source: RefSeq, a predicted model, not a curated record
CAAAGGAAAAAGAGAAAGAAAAAGAAAAAGAGAAGAGAAAGAGAAGGAAAAACUUAAAGAACAAAGAAAGAGAAAGAAGGAAUCUCCAUCAAAACACAAAAAAGAAAAGGAAUUAAAGCCGAUAAAGUCAGAGACUCGGUCGACACGGUCAAUUCAUCGCGCGAAAGACAAGGAGAAAAAGGAGAAGGAAUCUCCAGUUUCGUCGUCGUCAUCUCCUAAACCAGACAUAAAUCAAAUAAAGAAACCAGUAGAGGCAUCUGCUCCAGAUGUUUCUGACAACUCUACUACUUUCAAGAGCACCAGAAGGAACAAGCAGCGCACAUACAAGCCUCGAGUGGAGAGUCCUGAAGAUGGGAAGCAAUCGUCACCUCGAAGGAAACGCCCUCAUGAAGAUGCUCUCUCUGACUCAGAUGACAGUGACCAUUAUCAGGCUAAUAGACCUAGCCCUGCAUUGUACAAUAAAACUGGUCAAGGAUUGAACACAGGAAUGCCUUGUAAGAACAAGUGGUCAUCUGGGAAUCACUUGGUAUUGGAGUCUUCAAAUGAGUACAAUCCUUGUCCUAUGCCAACAACCACAAACUGCAUUUCAGCCAAGAAGCCAGAAGUCGGCAGUCCCGCUACAUCAACCACCGGCAUUGGGGACACGGAUUACCGUCAGUUCACCUCUCCUCCCAAGAGACAAGCAACUGAUGAAAAUAUUUCCCCACCAAAGGACACGAUUAUUGAUGAGAAACCGCCCGAGCCGCAUCAAGAUCUUGGACUGUUUAGUAAAAAGGAUGUGGAUUACCGGCAACUUCUACCCAGACCAGGCCUCCUGCCCACUCCGGGCCUACCUGCAGCAUUUAACAUGAUGGACCAAGAUGAUCGAAAUCCUAGCAAUAGAGAUCAGCCACCGCGUGACCCCCUUGCUCCUCUGAGCACAUCCGAAAAUCAGGAUUCUAACAUAACGCAUUCUAAAAGAGAACUUGUCCCAAUUGGAAUAGAAAGCCCACUUCCAGGUGCUGUAGAUCCGCGCAUGAGGAAACACAGCUUUAACAGCCCUCACGCAGCAUCUUGGGAGAAGUUUAGAGAGAAAAAUCCGGAGUUUAAAGAGUACCAACGGCAGGCUAGCAUGUCAGAACCGGACAGGAGUAUCUUCCUGGGUGAUGAAGAUGAGGACAUGCCUUUCUGUGAUAGUCCACAUGGGCCACCAAGUCGUGUGCAUAACUUCCGAAGCAGGACCUAUGGAAAUUGGAAAGAUGGAGGACCAGGCAGACACAGAGAUGGGAGGCGAUAUUGGGGGGAGGAAGAUGAAGAUAGUCUUGGUCCACAAGGACGGAGCAAAGCUGCACAGGAAAAUUUUAAGAUGAUUCUGAAGCAAGCACUGGAACAAAGGGAUCGCGGUGAGAUCAGUGAACACCAGUAUCAAGACAUGGCUAACAAACUGAGACUUCUGACGGAACAAGAGCAGAUCAGAGAGGCACGUGAGCGUGAGAGACUUAAACACCGAAGUUUGCAGCAGUCUCAACCUUUUCAGGCUGGUGAUGGCCCACCUGUCUCAUCUGUUGGACUGCCAUCUGGUGUGGGGAGUCUGGGUCCAGGUGGCCCUGGUCUUGGUCCGACUGCUGCUGUUCCAGGCUCAGGGCGAGGACGAGGCAGUCGGGAAGGUCACUUAAGUUUUGCUCAGGGUGUAAGAGGUGGCCGAGGUGCUUUCAUGGGGCCUGGUGCUCCUCCUGCAGCACGAGGCAUGGGAAGAGCAGGAAGAGGAGGUCCAGGAAGUGAAGAUGAUGGCUGGGGUAGAGGAAGAGGACGUGGCAGAAGGGGAAGGGGUGGAUAUCAGCAAGAUGAUCGUGGUUGGACUCCUAAAGAUGCCACGCUGGAGGAUGAGUGGACUGGAGAGCCGGAUCUACCUUUUGUUACCGAUGAGAUUCUGAAGGCUGUCGCUCGUGAUGCGGAAACAAGGACUAUCGAGAUUGAUGGCAUUCCGCGAGAGAUCCGUACUUAUGGAGAGAAUGCUGUAAUUCUUCUGGAUUGGAAUGACCCUCGUAUAUUGACAUUUGGGGAGGGACACUGUAACAUUGUUUUUGACGAAGGAAAGUUUAUGCUGCCCAUGAGAAUAGGGGACGAUUAUAAGGAAUUCACAAUUGCUGGAGAGAGUCACCGCAUAAAACUUGGGGUACCUACCCAAGAGCUAAUGCUUGAUGGUAGAGGCUACCAAUGUUUCUUUGGUGGCAAACCCAUUACUGUUCACCUGGCCGGCCAGCCUCGUACUGUCAGCCUCGAUGGAAAGCCCCCAAAUGUAAAUAUAGGUCCCGUUAGAAACACAGAAUUCCUGGCAGGUAAAAUCCAGCUUGUUAUCAAUGCAACAAAAGUGGUUCAUCUAUUCUUGGAUGCUAAGCCACAGCGGUUCAACAUUGAUGGAAAACCAUUUGUUAUUCAGUUCGUUGAUGCUCUUAGGGCAGUUGCCAUAAAUAAUGUCAGAUUCCCAGUUGAAUUUGGAGGGCUUCCUCUUAGUAUCAGCGUGCGGGGUUACAGACGUUUCUUACGUUUCACAUCACUCCCACAAGGUAUUAUCCCAGGGCAAGUGGUCAUUCGAGGGAUGGAACCCGACGGCCAGAAAGUGUCAAGUCUGCCAGGUAGUCCAGCACAGGAUAAAAUUGAAAGUGCAAUGAAACCUAAUCGUAGUUCACCUUCUCUAGAGAUGACUCGGAAGCCUCCAAUGGGUUACCCUGCUGAUAAAACUUCUAGCAAGGGUGUCGGACACCCUUCAAUGGGAAUGUCGUCCCCAUCUGACAGUGUUUUUGUUCCUCACCAAGGACCACCCCCAAAGGGGCCAGUAUCACAGGCACUUCCAGGACUUCCACCACCGAGACCUCUACAUACAGGACCUCCACCCCACGGCCUUCUGCCUCAUGGCCUACCACGCCAGGGCCUACCACAUCAGGGCCCACCACCUCAAGGUCCCCCACCUCAGGGCCCUCCACUUCAGGGUCCACCACUCCAGGGUCCACCACUACAGUGUCCACCACCUCAAGGUCCACCAUCUCAGGGUCCACCACCUCAAGUUCCUGUAUCACAUGGCCCUGGUGCCAUGAUGUCCCAAGCUCCGCCGGCUGUUCCUGCGCCGAGUGGGGUUAUGCAGGUCUCAAGUAUGGGAAGCCAAAUGCCUCAACAAAAAGGAUUGGCAGUUCCUGUUACUCUUGCGAACAUGAGUCAUCCACCUCCCAAUGCAAUACCAGGCUCGUAUAUGACCAGUCAGUUACCCCCAAAUUUGGUCAAACCAUCACAACCACUCUCGUCUGUGCCACUUGACCUUAACACGUUAUUAGAAAACCUGACUCGGACUGGCCUCAUUGAUGCCAAAGCACAUGACAAAGUCAAGAAUAAGAAAGAGGAAUUAGAGAAAAAGAAAGAGGAGGAGGAGGAGGAAAAAGAGAGAGAGAAAGACGAGCUGAUAUCAUUUGAAUUUAUGUUCAACACAGAGCAUCUCCGAAGACGAAGAAAAUGGCUAAUUGAGUGUCUAUACCGUGGGAUGCAGUGUUCGUCGUGUGGGUUACGAUAUCCUCCUGAACAAACCCUCCAGUACUCCCAUCACUUGGAUUGGCACUUCCGGCAGAAUCGACGCCAACAAGAAUCAACAAAAAAAGCAAAUACACGAAGAUUCUAUUUCUCUACUGAUGAUUGGUUACAAUAUGAAGAAAUUGAAGAUGUUGAGGAAAGAGUGCCUAGUAUGUUUGAAUCUGAGGGCAUGGAUGAGGCCAUACAAGCAGAAGAUGCAGAAGAACCAAGUGUGGCCGUGUCUUCGGACUCUACGUUAGGAGUGUGUCCUAGCUGCCACGACACCUUCUCCCAGUUCUUCCAUCAGGAGACUGAGGAAUGGAGGUAUCACAAUGCGAUCCAAGUUGAAGGGGUUAACUUCCACCCAGCCUGUCACCAGGAUAUGCUUAGGGCUGAAGCAGCAGAGAAGGAAGCAGCUGAGAAAGAAGCAGCAGAGAAGGAAGCAGCUGAGAAGGAAGCAGCAGAGAAGGAAAAGGCAGAGGAGGAGAAAGAAGAUGGUGAAAAGGAAAAAGGAGAAGAGGAUAAAGAAGAUGGGGCUGAGAAGAAUAAAGAGGACAAGGAGGAUUCAGACCAAGCACCAGAGAAAGGAGCCGACAAAGGGAGUGAGGAGGUACCAGUGGAUAGUCAAGGUUCAGUGACGGAGAAACUAGAGGAGAUGUCCCUGGAGUCUAAGUCAGCUCUACGCAUCAAAGAGGAGCCAAUGGAAGUUGAAGAAAUUGAUCUCGAUGGUGGAAAUUCAUCGCAGUCUCUCCCAGUGGGUAUGAUGAUCAAGCAGGAGGUGAAACAGGAACCUGCCGAAUGCAACGAAGCCGAUCUCAUUUCCAGAUCACCUGAGGACGAAGAUGAUUCCAGCAUUUUGCCCAAUGAGAGCAACGAAGAGAUGGUUGAACCAACGAUUGUGCCGGUUAAUGCAGCGGAAACAGACAUUGCCAGUUCCAUUGACGGGAACACAGAGCUGUCCAACUCGGGCACAUCCCAUACAAACCCCACUGUCACAAAGAUUAAAUUUAACAUGUCCAAGCCAAGUCUAAGUAACAGCAGCACCAACAACAAUAACAACAAUUUAAAUAAUAAUGAAAAUAGUAGCGAAAAUAAAAAACUUGAUCACAGCUUACUUAAUUCCAGUAGCAUUGAGGAAGACAUAGAAGAAUUUGUACCGCCACCAUUCACAGUAGACUACGAGCUGAAGCCGUCUUUCAAAGAUGUUGAAUUGAUAGAACAGCCAUCAGUAGGACGUGGUGUGGAGUUGUCUGGGCUGUGCUCAAUUAUGUAAACUUCAUUAAUAAUUAUGCCGAUGAAACCCCAUUCUAAAUUGUGAUUGAAUGAACAAUGCAUUUUAUUAUGACGUGUGUUAAUUGACAUUUCUCACAAUUUGAUGUUUUUAGCUCAUCUGGAAGCACUAGGAAAUUGUUGCUUGUACUAUAAAAAAGUAUAAUAGUGCAGUGUGUAUUUAAGGUGUAAUGUGCACUGUGGAUUAAAACAGUUGUUGAGUUCCCAGAUGAUGGGCAUUCUAAACUAGAUUCUCAUUAUUUGUGUGUGUGUUGAGUUGUGAUGAGACGUCAAAGUUUUAUUUUCAAAAUGGAUGAAAAAGUCUUGGUGCUGAGGGUUAUUCUGCACCAAAUUUCAAGCUCGUAUUCUUCCUUCCCGAGUCACAAUCUGCAGGUAUUAGUCGUACAGCAAUGCUUAUUAUUUUUCAUUUUAUUUAAAAUUCCUCUUCUUAGAGUAAAGUUCUCUAUUUUCAAUCACUUCUAUUUACAGUAAAUAUUUUUUUUUAUACUUUUUAGUUUGGGAUUACCAGUGAUUUACAUCUCGGUUGGAAUAUUUGUGAUGCAAAUUUUAAAAUAAAUUGAUUUCUUAACAUUCAAACAAUUUAAUCCUGGUUAAUUCAUUUUUGGAAUGAUGUUAUCUUUUCUGAACAUAUUAAAUUGAGGUACUGUACUUCAUUACUGAAAAAAAAAUAUUUUAUAUUGAUCAUGCAGGGAAAUAUCAUUGACAUUAAUAUAGAUGCUUCUCCAUAAUGUUCUUGAUGAUUUUGGUUAUGUAUUUCUUAAGAAGUCGACAGUUUGUGUACUGGCUCGACAGAAAAUUUCGACAAAAUCUUUUUGCCUUUACCAAAUUCAUGCAGUUUUCACUCUACUGAUGUAUAGUGACAUUUUUACUUUGGCUGCCGUAAGUUAUUGAAUAUAAAAUAUACAGUAUGUGUGUAAAUCACGAAAUUUAAAGUAUAUAUGUACAAGGGUACGGCUCAUUAAUGCUCAAUCUGUACUACGUGUGUCUACUCUGGUGGCAUAUAUUUUUAUGAGUGUUAUGAUUGUAUGAUGGGAGAGUUUGUCGGCUGUCAUGUGUCCAUUGUGUUGAAUGAAGUGCCUCUAAUGCAAAAAGAAAAUUGUCAGCCUCUGUAGUAGAAAUAUCUGUGCCUCGAAAGAUGAGUUUUGGGUGUAGGUGGGUGAAUGAUAAUUUAAAUGACCAUACCAUGUCCAUUGUUAAAUGAAUGUGGUCAACACAUUCGUUUCUACGAUUCUGGCUGUGCAAAGUAUUGACGUUCACCAUUCUUCCAAAUGUUAUGUGGAUGUUUGUUAGGUUUGCGUGUGUAAAAAAGAUGAAGUCUAGUCCUAUGUUAUUUCACAAUGUAUAUUUUCCAAUCUUAAUACCAGAUAAGAAUGUGCCAUUAUGCAACAUGUUAGCAUGCCACAAAGCAGUGGUGUCUGUUAAGAUGUGAAGCUUUGCAAAGAAAUUAGUUCAUCUUGCAUCUUGAAAUAAAAAAAGAAGUACUGUACUCAAUGUGUAGGCUGGGUUUAGGCUCUCAACAAUAUACAAUGGUUACCAUGUAGUGAUAUGAUUGAGGCAGGCACCAGCCCUGCCUAGUGGCUUAACAUGGCAGAGUUCUGCAUGCAGGCUCAAUUGUUGUGAAUAUAGUUUUUCAUUUUUAUAUUAUAUACAUAGAGUAUAUAUAUAUAUAGUUUUGUACAUUUGUAAAUUGUAAAAUAAAUUAUAUUUUCCUAAGUUUCUUUCCUUCAUUUCACCCUUAGAAAAAUAGCUGUAUAUAGGUCAUAUCUAUUAGUUUUAGCAAGUGAUAUUUGUUUAAUUCAUAUUUAUCGAAGUAACAUUAAAAUACAAAAAUACUUGUUUUUGUUUCAUUUUGUGGUAUUCCUAAGGAAGCAAAAUAAAAUUAUUAUAGCAAGUGUAAUAAUGUAUUGUUCUCAACAGAAAAUGUUUGUGAUUAUUAGUGAAAAUGCUUUGAAGGUUUUCUUGUAAUAUCUAUAGUUAAAAUAAUAAAUUGGAUAAAUGGU